AGAAUCUCCCAAACAUGAGUGAUAAAGGAUCAUCGGUCUUCAUGAAAUCAUAUUUGUUAUCCGAUGACCAGAUCAAAGUAAUUGUUAACCUUUUUUCUUUUUAAUAGAAAAGGCUAUGGUGCAUAUUAUUUGUUUCCUUUAACAUUUCUACUAUACCCUCAGAAAUCUUUUAUUUCAAACUGCAGAUGCUUGUCUGGUGGAUUGCAGCUUCUGCGGAGCAGAUUUACGCUAUGCACACCUUCAGGUUCAACACAUGUCUUCGAUAAGAUUUUAUAUACUCCCGAUAUUGUUUUUAUAAUUUUCUUGAUUAGGAACAUUUCAUUACGCUCUGCCACACCUUGUCGUAUCAUGAAUCUUUGGAUGUCUCUCCACUCCCUUCAUUGUUGGUCAAUUUCUGCCCUUAGCAGUGAGUUAGGGAUAUUCAAAUGAAAAAUGUACAUUAAAAACGGUAAGUUACAUCAUAGGAAUAAUGCUAUACCAUUGUCACAACAAAUUUUAGGGGCUGAUCUAACUAGUGCGAACUUUGAGGGAGCUAAUCUUGAAGGAGCAAAUUUGAAGGGCGCAAAACUUUCAAACCCCAAUUUGAGGGGUGCAAACCUACAACGAGCCUAUUUGCGAUAUGUGAAUCUUCAAAAUACUCAAUUGGAAGGUGCAAGACUGGAUGGGACAAAUUUACAGGUUGGAAUCAGAUGAACAAGUGUUUAAGGUGUAUGAUUCAAGGAAUAUCACUAUGCUUUUAUAAGUAUAUAGCAUGCAUAUAUAUAAUAUCAUUCUGAUUCCCUAUUCAUUAAAUUAUACGACAUAAAAUCUAGGGUGAUGCUUGACAAUCAAAAUCAUUUGGUUGGAUUAGUAGAUAUAUUAUUUACU
This is a messenger RNA of Cucurbita maxima (winter squash), 867 nucleotides long. RefSeq names its product FH protein interacting protein FIP2-like. The record is from RefSeq and is a predicted model, not a curated record. The coding region runs from base 433 to 693 and encodes 86 amino acids. NCBI's taxonomy places the organism in Eukaryota, Viridiplantae, Streptophyta, Magnoliopsida, Cucurbitales, Cucurbitaceae. The transcript has 3 exons.